This is a messenger RNA of Cryptomeria japonica (Japanese cedar), 2880 nucleotides long. Its product is annotated as putative leucine-rich repeat receptor-like serine/threonine-protein kinase At2g24130. The record is from RefSeq and is a predicted model, not a curated record. The transcript has 3 exons. The coding region runs from base 296 to 2755 and encodes 819 amino acids. Gene Ontology annotation, molecular function: ATP binding; protein kinase activity; protein binding. Lineage: Eukaryota; Viridiplantae; Streptophyta; Pinopsida; Cupressales; Cupressaceae. Gene Ontology annotation, biological process: protein phosphorylation.
AACUAAUAUUCUCUAGUCUUUACAAGGCCUAUCGUUUGGAGGGAUUGUAGAUUGUUCUUCUAACAAGGCAAUUCAGUCACAAACCAAUUAGCCAUGAAAAUUAUUCCGUUGGCUGUGCAUUUCAUUCUCUUUUACCUUCAACUGUGCUCCUCUGCACAUGGUUCCUUCAACGAUGAGCAGGUUCUCCUUGCCUUCAAGAAGUCCAUAACUUCUGAUACAUACAUACAAUGUGUUAUCAUCUUGGGAUGCCAACACUAACGUCUGCAAUUGGACAGGCAUUUCAUGCAAUAAAUUGAUGAGAGUGUCCUCAAUAAAUCUUGAGAGUUCGGGUUUGGUGGGUCGUAUUUCUCCUCUCCUGGGGAAUCUUUCCUCUUUAGAGGUGUUAGAUCUCUCCAAUAACUCUCUCCAUGGAGUUAUUCCAGAGCUUGGCCAGAAGCUCAGCAAUCUGCAAAAACUGCGUCUGUGGGGGAAUCAGCUUAGUGGACCAAUACCAACAUCUCUAGGAAAUUGUUCCAAACUGGAAAUUCUUGACCUCAGCCUCAACCAUCUCAAUGCCACAGCGCCUCUGCAAUUGGGUAAGUUGAGCUCUCUCCAACGUCUUUUACUGUAUGAUAACUUCCUCACCAGCUCAAGGACUUUGCCCUUUCUCACAGCUCUUAUUAAUUGCUCUUCCCUGAAAACUUUAUACUUGGGUUAUAACCAUCUCGCUGAGGAUUUGUCCCCUUCCAUUGGCAAGCUGUCUACUAAACUCUCUGUAUUGUCCUUGCAACAAAACCUUAUAGGAGGCAGAAUACCUCAAGAAAUUGGUAAUCUCACCAAUAUAAUAUUGAUAAAUUUCACCAGUAAUGCAUUGACUGGAUCCAUUCCAUCUACAUUAGAAAUACUCCAGAACUUGGAAAGAUUGUAUCUGGGCGAAAACAAAUUGCAGGGACAAAUUCCCAGCGAGAUUGGUGCCCUUGGUAAGAGUCUAGGGCUACUUUCUCUCUCAUUUAAUCUACUUAGAGGACAAAUUCCUGAGAUUAUUGGCAAUCUUACUCAGCUAAGGCGCCUUCAACUUGAUAACAACCAAUUUGUUGGGAAAAUACCUGCCGCUCUCGGCAGAUGUUGGUUACUAGAACUAGUUGACCUAUCCCAUAAUAAUCUCACUGGAAGCAUACCACCAGAAUUUGCAGAUCUAAAAAAUUUACAGUUUUACUUCAAUCUGUCUUGGAAUUCACUAAAUGGAAGCUUGCCAGCUGAAGUCUAUAUGGGAAUGGCCCAAGGAAUAGAUCUAUCAGGGAAUCAAUUAUCUGGUGGCAUUCCAAGUAUUAGUAGCGGUAAUCUACAAUAUCUCAACCUCUCUCAUAACAUGUUUGAAGGCCCAGUUCGAGGUUUAGAUUUCUCGAUGCGAACAGCGGAUCUCUCCUACAACAAUUUAUCAGGAGAAAUUCCUCAAACAGUUCCGUUUACAAACCUCACGGCAUCAUCAUUAAGAGGGAACCCUGGACUCUGCGGGACAGGACAAUGGAUAUUUUCAUUCCCAGCAUGUCCAAGUGUAGUAGGGUCACCUCGAGGAUCAUCUGGAGGGUCAUCUGGAGGCCCCUGGCACUUCCAUGUGAAAUUGUUUAAAUACAUUAUUUUUGUUAUCUCCUUUCUAGUCGUAUACUGCUUAUAUGUUUCGUUUUUGUACAAAUAUUUCUUUCCGAAGAAAAAUGUGGAACCAUCAAUAGAAGUUCCACAUCCUAGAAUCUCAUAUAAGGAGCUUAGUACUGCAACUAAUGGAUUUGGCAAGGGCAGCUUGCUAGGAGUUGGUGGGGUUGGCUCUGUAUAUAAAGGAGUUUUGGAUAAUGGAACACUGAUAGCUGUUAAGGCUCUCAAUUUGGAGAAUGAAGGAGCUCAUAAAAGUUUCAGCAUUGAAUGCCAAGUGCUCAGUAAAGCCAAACACCGAAAUAUAAUAAAAGUCAUAACCUCAUGCUCUAAUCUUGACUUCAAAGGUUUGGUUUUUGAGUUCAUGUCUAAUGGAAGCCUGGAAAGGCAUUUGCAUUGUGAUGCUGGCAAGUGUAAUAUUGGGGGUGUCUAUAAAUUGGAUUUACAGACACUAGUACAGAUAGCCUUGGACGUUGCCCAUGGCUUGGCCUAUCUCCAUCAUGAUUGUUCAAUUCAAGUUGUUCACUGUGAUUUGAAGCCCAACAACGUACUUCUGGACUUCUAUAUGGCAGCACAUAUAGCUGAUUUUGGAAACGCCCAUAUACUGCCUAAAAAUUCUAUGCAUUCAUUAUCAUCAUCAACAGUGAAAGGUGCUCCAGGCUACAUUGCCCCUGAGUAUGGAGUUGGUGCAAGGAUUUCACUGAAGCGAGAUGUUUACAGCUACGGAAUUCUGUUAUUGGAGAUGUUAACAGGAAAGAGGCCAACCCACCAGAUGUUUGUUGAUGGACUCAGCUUGCGCAUGUGGGUUAGUAUGGCUUUUCCCGAUAGGAUUUCGGAGGUGGUUGACGAUCACUUGCUCUUGUGCAAUGGAGCUGUUACAGAUGCUACAUGCAAUUGUCUUGUUCAGCUGAUUCGAGUAGCUCUGUUGUGCUCAAAAGAUUUCCCUAAAGAUCGACCAAGUAUGGCAGAAGUUGUGGAGUUGUUGGAAUGUAUUGAGGACAUGUUUGAAGGGAGAACAACAGAUUCUUUAUAUCAUAAUGAUCUCUACCAAAUGGUAAACAGCAAAAGAUGGGCAAGAGAUCUUGCACUGAAGGAUCAGAGUACUUCCACAUUGCAGUCAACUUUCUAAAUUGUGAUGUAAGCUGUUCGCCACCGAAUCAGGGAAAUCGACUUUCAAAUAAUAGUACUAGUUGAAACUGCGGGCUAUUCUGGGGAAGGGGAUACAAAUAUCAAUUAAAAAUUACAGUUUUUUCA